AUGUCAGGCAGAGGCAAGGGCGGUAAAGGACUCGGAAAGGGAGGCGCUAAGCGUCACCGUAAAGUUCUCCGCGAUAACAUCCAGGGUAUCACCAAGCCAGCCAUUCGCCGUCUGGCGCGUCGUGGCGGAGUAAAACGUAUUUCUGGUCUGAUCUACGAGGAGACUCGCGGUGUGCUCAAGGUGUUUCUUGAGAAUGUCAUCCGCGACGCCGUAACCUACACCGAGCAUGCUAAGAGAAAGACCGUUACCGCUAUGGAUGUGGUGUACGCUCUGAAACGCCAGGGACGCACUCUGUACGGCUUCGGCGGUUAAACGUUCCAACAGCUAACCACAACGGCUCUUUUAAGAGCCACC
Molecule: messenger RNA, 354 nt
Organism: Clarias gariepinus (North African catfish)
Lineage: Eukaryota; Metazoa; Chordata; Actinopteri; Siluriformes; Clariidae
Product: histone H4
Exons: 1
Coding region: 1-312 (103 amino acids)
Biological process (GO): nucleosome assembly
Cellular component (GO): nucleosome
Molecular function (GO): DNA binding; protein heterodimerization activity; structural constituent of chromatin
Source: RefSeq, a predicted model, not a curated record